Messenger RNA from Colossoma macropomum (tambaqui), 1842 nucleotides. Its product is annotated as protein lifeguard 1. The transcript is spliced from 7 exons. Gene Ontology annotation, cellular component: membrane; endoplasmic reticulum; Golgi apparatus. The record is from RefSeq and is a predicted model, not a curated record. Bases 143 to 1144 code for a protein of 333 amino acids. NCBI's taxonomy places the organism in Eukaryota, Metazoa, Chordata, Actinopteri, Characiformes, Serrasalmidae. Gene Ontology annotation, biological process: negative regulation of apoptotic signaling pathway.
AGUUUUAUCAGUGCCAGUGUCAGGAAGUGAGCAGCUUCAGCUGGUGAGACGUGAGAAAACCAGUGUUUAUCUUUGAGAGUCAGAGUGUGUGUUCACACCAGCGCUGCCUCAAACACACAGACACACACAGAGGACAGUAAGGAUGACGGACAUUGAGAAGCAGCCCAUUCCUGAAGAGGUGGGCGGUGGGCCCAGUGUGUCUGCAGUUGCCUCGCCUCCGUAUCCCACUGGAGCUGGACAGAUGCAGCCGCCUCCACCCUACCUGCCCCCUCCCUACCCCUACGGCCCGAUCGUCCAGCCCCCUUACCCUCCAGUAGAGGCAUCCUGUGCCAAUAGCCUCAUCCCUCCCCCAGACUACACCGCUUACCCCCCCAUGCAAGGCGGCUGCGUAGCGGACAACCUGCCCCCAGAGGAGAGCAUGGUGAUGCAGGACACAGGAGCCGUGUGUCCAGAAACCCAACCUGCCUUUAUAUCAUCGUUUGAUGACAACACCGUGCGGCGGGCGUUUAUCAGAAAGGUGUUCAGCGUGGUCACACUGCAGCUGCUGGUCACCUUCUCCGUGGUGUGCGUGUUCACCUUCUCGGACAGUGUGAAGACUGCUGUGAAGAAAAACAUUUGGGUGUACAUUAGCUCCUACAUCAUCUUUCUGGUGGUGGCACUGGCUCUGAGCUUCUCCUCCUCCUUAAGCCGCUCGUACCCCUGGAACUUCAUCAGCCUGUCAGUGGUGACCCUGAGUCUGUCCUACAUGGUGGGAACUGUGGCCUCUUUCCAUAACACCGAUGCUGUCAUCAUCGCUAUGGGCGCUACACUUGUCAUCUCCUUCACCAUCAUCAUCUUUUCCGCUCAGACUCGCGUGGACUUCACCAUAUGCAAUGGCAUCCUUACCGUCCUGGCAGUGGACCUGCUCAUGUUUGGAUUCUUCACCAUAUUUUUCUACAACAGUGUCGUGCAGGUUGUGUAUGGAUGUCUUGGAGCUCUGCUUUAUUCACUGUUUCUGGCUGUGGACUGUCAGCUGGUGAUGGGUCGUGAGAAGUACAGCCUGAGUCCUGAGGAAUACGUCUUUGCAGCCUUAGUCAUCUACCUGGACAUCAUCAUGAUCUUCCUCUACAUCCUCAUGAUUCUUGGUGGAAGCUCAAAAAACUAGCUCAAACAUGAGUACAAAAUAUAGACAUUUCCUCGUCUGUUUUCAGACAAUUCAGGACGGACUGCUGAGUUUUCCGUCUUCUCAAACUUCUCAGGAAUCUCUCUUAUCUAUCUAUCUUGCUUUUAGCUAGUUCUGUAUAUUAAAAAAGAUAGUCGUCGAAGACAGAAAUAGAGUUGGUGCUGUUGCUAUCUUUCCUAUGCGUGUACAACACAUCUUUUAAAUAAAUGUUAUAUUACACGAUUAUGUAAAUUAGGAUACAGUGUAAACAAAUUCUCUUCUUGUAAAUUAAACUGAAUAUUUAGUAUUGUUUUGGUUUAUUUAGAGCCUUUUACAAUGACUGUAGAAAAAGUGGACUACUGAGAAAGCUCUUGUUUUCCAGUCAUAUUUCCCGGACAGAAGGGUGUACCUCAAGGGUUGAUUUUAGGGCCGUUUCUGUUUUCUUUAAAGUGUCGUUCAACUGAAAAAGAGGACAUUACAAUGCCAUCCAUUCAUAAUUGCACAGUACUACUGUCUGUGCUGCUUUAAUGUAGUACUUUAGCACUGUUACCUUUUAUUUAACUGAGUCUUCUCUUCUAUUGAAUAGGUACAGAGCGAUAAAUGUGACUGAUUAAUUGUUGACCUCCUUUUUUAUGUUCUAUUGUACCUUAAUUUCAAAACUUAGUCCACAUUAUCAAUUUCUGUAUCAGGCACAGUCCUGG